Molecule: messenger RNA, 780 nt
Organism: Melospiza melodia melodia
Lineage: Eukaryota; Metazoa; Chordata; Aves; Passeriformes; Passerellidae
Gene: TOMT
Product: transmembrane O-methyltransferase
Exons: 3
Coding region: 1-780 (259 amino acids)
Biological process (GO): developmental process; catecholamine catabolic process; dopamine metabolic process
Molecular function (GO): catechol O-methyltransferase activity
Source: RefSeq, a predicted model, not a curated record
AUGGUGUCUCCAGCGAUUGCCCUGGCUUUCCUCCCCUUCAUUGUGACCCUGCUGAUCCGGUACCGGCACUACCUGGUGCUGCUGUACCGGGCAGUGCUGGUAGCCUGGCUGCGGGACCGGCUCACCGGCACCUCGCGGGAGCAGCGUGCCUUCCAGUACGUGCUGGCCCACGCCAUCCCUGGGGACCCCCACCACAUCCUCCAGACCUUCGAUCAGUGGUGCUACCACUGUGAGCACCUCAGCUGCGCACAUGCCACGCCAGGGCGGAUCGUGGAGCGGGUGCUGCUGGAGCGGGCCCCGCUGCGGGUGCUGGAGCUGGGCACGUACUGUGGCUAUGGCACCGUGCUGCUGGCACAGGGGCUGCCCCCAGGCGCCCGCCUCUACACCAUCGAGGGCGACCCCCGACACGCGGCCGUGGCCGAGAAGGUGAUCCGCCUGGCUGGCUUCAGCGAGGAGACGGUGGAGCUGAUCGUGGGCCCCUCGGAGGAGGUGAUACCCCGCCUGCGGGAGAAGCACGGCCUGGUGAACGCCAACUUCGUCUUCAUGGAUCACUGGAAGCGCAGCUACCUGCGGGAUCUACGGCUGCUGGAGAGCCACCAGCUGCUGGCUGAGGGGGCCACCAUCCUGGCUGAUAAUGUCCUCUUCCCUGGGGCACCCCACUUCCUGCAGUACGCCAAGACCUGCGGCAAAUACCACUGCAGGGUGCACCGCGCCAGCCUGGAGUACUUCUGCGCCAUUCCCGACGGGAUCGCCGAGCUCCGCUACACCGGCACCCACUGA